CGAUCAGGGGCGGGCAUUUGGAAUUGGAUCCGCACAGGUAACUCAAGCGAUCGUCUUUGUCAUUGGAAUCAGACCUAUAUAAAUCCUCCUCGACGGACACCACAUCACCACAUAGUCCUCCUCCUGCUUCUUCUGCAUCAUCACCACCACUUGUCAGCAACAGCCUCCAACAUCACCUCGGUUUAAAAUGUCUCUCUCAUCCAUUCUUUCUGCUGAUGCCAUCGACAACGCUAUCAAGGACUGCCAAGCUCCGGAUUCCUUCUGUCCCAAGAAGUUCUUUCAGAUCUGUGGUCUUUCCAAGAAGAGUCCAGCAGAGGUGAAAAAAGCGUUCGCCAUUAUGGACAAUGAUGCCAGCGGCUUCAUCGAGGAAGAAGAGCUCAAGUUUUUCCUCCAGAGGUUUUCUCCUGGAGCACGUGUGUUGACCGCCGCAGAGACCAAGAACUUCCUGUCUGCUGCCGACGACGACAGUGACGGCAAAAUCGGUGCUGAUGAGUUCCAGUCCUUAGUCUUGGCCUAACCCCUUGGCCUCCACCUCUCAGUCUACUUCUCCUCACCUCUCCAAUGAACUAGGAUAGAUUAGUUGGCUAUCGAUAAGCCUGCUUAGAAACCCUCUUAUUUAUUAUAUUUCUUUUGCAAGACUUUCCUAUGGUUCAAAGACAUCCACUUUAUCCUACUUAUUAAGCUUUUGAAAAUGUUUCACGUAAUUGAUAUUGUUAUGUUGACCAAUAACAUGUACCAUUGACCUACUACUAUGAUAAUAAAUGAAUAAAAAGCC
Molecule: messenger RNA, 775 nt
Organism: Gadus macrocephalus (Pacific cod)
Lineage: Eukaryota; Metazoa; Chordata; Actinopteri; Gadiformes; Gadidae
Gene: pvalb8
Product: parvalbumin 8
Exons: 5
Coding region: 188-517 (109 amino acids)
Cellular component (GO): nucleus; cytoplasm
Molecular function (GO): calcium ion binding
Source: RefSeq, a predicted model, not a curated record